AUGAAUACUAAUCUUUAUGUAAAUCCAUUUUCAAUGACACUUAUUGAUGAUAGAUUUCUAGCAAUGCUUCUAAUUGGUUUUAUUGCAUUAAUUAUCACAUAUAUACUUAAUUUAGAUAUUCGAUUACCAAAUUGUUUUUACAAAAUUUCACCACCAGAAACAUCUAUUGAUAGAGAUGUUAUGGAAGAACGACAUCGAAUUUUAUAUUCGAAUGAAAUAAAUCAUGAUAUAUUAGAAGCAAAAAAUUUAACAAAAUGUUUUCGUCGUGUAACUGGUUAG
Molecule: messenger RNA, 279 nt
Organism: Rotaria sordida
Lineage: Eukaryota; Metazoa; Rotifera; Eurotatoria; Philodinida; Philodinidae
Source: the annotation of a GenBank genome assembly